AUGAGUUUCCUCUUCGGCAAGAAAAAAACUCCCGCAGAACUUCUGCGAGAAAAUAAGAGAAUGUUGGACAAAUCUAUUAGAGAGAUUGAGAGAGAGAGACAAGGUCUACAGACACAAGAAAAGAAACUAAUCGCCGAGAUAAAGAAGAGUGCUAAGCAAGGGCAGAUGGGAGCGGUAAAAGUAAUGGCAAAGGACCUUAUUAGGACAAGGCAUCAGGUUGAGAAAUUCUAUAAGCUCAAGUCACAGCUUCAGGGUGUAUCUCUUAGAAUUCAGACUCUGAAAUCGACACAAGCAAUGGGAGAGGCAAUGAAAGGUGUAACAAAGGCAAUGGGCCAGAUGAAUAGGCAGAUGAACUUGCCAUCACUGCAGAAAAUUAUGCAAGAAUUUGAGAGGCAGAAUGAAAAGAUGGAAAUGGUGACUGAGGUGAUGGGAGAUGCCAUUGACGAUGCUUUGGAAGGGGACGAGGAAGAGGAAGAAACUGAAGAACUAGUGAACCAAGUCCUUGAUGAGAUUGGAAUUGACGUCAAUCAGGAGCUGGUAAAUGCACCAUCAUCUGCUGUUGCAGCACCAGCUGCAAAGGGUAAGGUUGCACAAGUGGAAACAACAGGGAAUGAAGACAGCGGAAUAGAUAGUGACUUGCAGGCAAGGUUAGACAAUUUGAGGAAAAUGUGA
This is a messenger RNA of Dovyalis caffra, 672 nucleotides long. NCBI's taxonomy places the organism in Eukaryota, Viridiplantae, Streptophyta, Magnoliopsida, Malpighiales, Salicaceae. The record is from the annotation of a GenBank genome assembly.